Molecule: messenger RNA, 1140 nt
Organism: Rotaria sordida
Lineage: Eukaryota; Metazoa; Rotifera; Eurotatoria; Philodinida; Philodinidae
Source: the annotation of a GenBank genome assembly
AUGCCCGAAAUAGGUACAUGUACUGACACAACAUGUGAUGAUGGAAUCAAAGAAUUAUAUGAAUGUCAUUGUUGUUCACGUCUUGUGUGUUUAAAUCAUUUGAUUGAACACGUUGAAAUAACACAACAAAAUAAACGACAAUUAGAUAGUCUUCAUAAUGAGUUAAAUACAGUUAUAAAUACACUUAAACUAAUUGUUGAACAAAAGCUAUUUACUAUUGGACACGAACAAUACUUGAUUGAUCUAGCACAACGAUAUCUUGAAGUCCCCGAUAGUUCAAUUGAUGAACUACAAAGUAUUUUCGAACAAGUUAAUCAAGCAAUUGCAUCAAAUCGUUCAGAAACCAUGGUGAAAGUCGAACCUCCCUUGUCAGAAACUAGAAAUUGUUCUUGUGUUUGCAAAUGUAACAAGACAAACAUGGAUUCAAAUGAUCAAUCACCAUUGAGGAUUACUCCUUCACCAGCAGAAUCUGUUGUUCAUUCCAAUGCAACCAUAGAUACCGAUGUAACAGAAGAAUCUGUAAUCUCAGAAAAUGCUGGAUAUUCAACGUAUAUCGAUCAUGACUAUACUGAUGUAAUAUCAAUUGAUAUUUAUUCGUCAUCAAAUCUGUAUUCAAAUCAACAUAAUAAGAUACCUAUUAUAAGCUCGGAUCAACAUCUAAAUAAAAAACGGAAGAAACGUAAACGAAUAUCACGCUCAAAGAUUUUUGCUGAAUGUCCAUUAACAUUUGAUGGAGCAUAUGGUCUUACUCAAGCAAAUCAUUCUAUUAAAUUUUGUGAACAUGGAAAAAAACGUCGAGUCGGAAUAUAUCAACAUUUCCUUAACAAACAUAAAUUAAAAGAAGUUUAUGCUCAACGUUUAAUACGAGCUGUUGCCGAUAAUCAAGAUCCUAAGAUAACAGAGUUAUUUGAUGGAAAUGAAGAUGUAAUUGAUCAUUUUUAUAGAGUUCAAUGUCCUUUUACUAAUGGACGAGUUCAUUUGCCAGGAUAUAGUCUACAAAGUAUAUCAAAUGUACCAUGCCGACGUCAUCUAGUUCCACUUAAUGCAUUAAAAUAUCAUUUACGAAAAUAUCAUCAUGCUUCUCAAGCGUUGGCACAAAAAUUACUUGAUGAUUUCAAGAAAAUUCGAACAAAAAAAUGA